Molecule: messenger RNA, 10863 nt
Organism: Porites lobata
Lineage: Eukaryota; Metazoa; Cnidaria; Anthozoa; Scleractinia; Poritidae
Source: the annotation of a GenBank genome assembly
GUACGAUCAUGUACGAUCAAGUUGAUAUUUUCCGCGAAGCUUAUAAGUUUACGUUUAUUGGCAAAAUACUGAUAUUUAUCAACCCAGGACAUGUGGUGAUGGAAUAUUCUUCGUUUUCGGGAGUUGCUAGCAGACGUUCAAUUUUCUUGCAGAGUUCUCAACUUCCAUUCCUCCGUCUAGUGAAAUAUCAUGUAUAGUUGUGCAAUUGGUUGCUUUCGAAGACACGCUGUAAACAAAUUCGUUGGACCGGAUCAGGUAGUUCCUUGCAUUAACCGGUUUAUUGGGGCACAAAGUAGUCCGUACAGAUGGUGCUUCCUAAGACGAAAUUCUCAUUACGUAGCUCCCAAGAAUCGAACAUUUAUCGGUUGGCAAAGGCAGCGAAUAUUUGGUCUUUAUCUGCCUUCUAGAACUUCUCACGUGCGUUCACGUUCCAGCACUAGUGGAAGUCUUAUUAACAAUGGAAAAGAGGAGAAGCAAGAGGAGAACGUUAACCCUGCAAAGAAACAACUAAAAAGUGACGAUCUCUUUCGGAUAUUAUCACUUGCCAAACCGGAGUAUAAGAAUCUUGCCGGUAAAUUAAAUCUCUUUAAAGUUAGUUGUAUAAUUAAGAGCAGUCAACCAGCGAGAGCUUGCGUGUCACUCUCUCAUUUGACAGCUGAUAGGCGAUCAAAUAAGCAAUUGACUCUGAACUCCCUAGCUCCAUAAUGAGUAUACUAGGUUAAGAAAGUUGAUCUCUUACCUUGUUUGUCCUGUAAUUUUUAAGUGCUAGUUUGGAUAAUAAUGCAAUACAUGAAUAGGAACCAUGAAUUAUUAUAGUAUGAAUGAGCCAUUACAACUUCACGCCGAUUUAAGUGUGUACCCCAAAUUUUGGGGUUAUCAAGUAUUCAUAUAUUCAGGCUAUUGUUCUUGCCAUUGUCGAUUACCUUCCGAAGAAUCCACGAGCGGAAUUCCUUUGAUUUAGGUGCGAUAUGUCUCUUUUGUUUCGAAUUUUGUUGCUUGAUUGACUUUUUAAUCCCCAUUGUUACCUGAUGAGUUUUAAAUUUAUCCAUUAAAAUACUCGGACUUGCCUGUUAAAUUUGCUGCAGUCUGUGGGAACGCUUACAACUCUGGUUGCAUAACAUAUUUUCGGUCACGCACCGUAUUAUAAAGGAAACAAGCCUGAUAAAUUUGAAGUUGAUUAAAGCUUAUAAAUACCUGGUCUCCAAUGGUAUUUUUUAAUUAUAUACUCUCUUUCCUUGAAAAUAAUUUGGCGUUUAAAGAAUUGCUGCGGAAGUUAUUUAUUAGAACGUUUUAUUCAUUCAGUAGCUCUGCAAUCAAGAGCGAACAACUCUUUUCAAAAUGUAAACAACGCAAGCGGUGAAUGCAUUUAACGGGAUGACACAGUUUUAUUAGAGUGUAAUUUCACUUUCUUGGACGUUUUCGCUUGCCUUUCAGUUUUUUUUUGUGGAACAAAACCUUGCGUUUCAGUUACGUGACUGAAGGGCCCAAAAUAACCGCGUAUUGUCAGUUCACCGAUUCGCCGAUUCGAGUGAGACGGGAAAUAUCUAAAAUCAAAACAAGAGCUGUAAUCGACAGAUCAAAACUUGCGGAGUUCAUAAUUCCUCGAAAUAAUUGUGUAGAAACGCUUGUAUAGUUUCAUUGCUCUGGAGAAAUGAAUAACUGUUAUGAUUGAAUGAAUGGAUAACUCUCGGCCGGAUUUUAAUUAAAAGCGACAGGCGAGAAAAAAUGCGUCAGCGGCUUGCUUUGUAAUUCGAAACCUCGGCAAGAAAAAAAAAAUCCAAUCUCGGUCCACAGUGGUCGAAAUUUCUCGUUCAAGAUCUCUUUUUGAAGCUCUCAAAAUUCUCCUUUUUGAAAAAUGCGUGUCCAAGUCGAAGAAGUUUUGCGAAAGACUUAAAUCCAUAAACUUCUACCGCAAUAUGUGCGAUAAUUCUCUGCAGUUUUAUUGACACACUUAGAACAAAAGGAUACCUUUAAAACUUCGCGGCCCUGGCCAGCUUAAUUAAGCCAUUGUUCAAUUCCUUUGAAUUCGCUUCUGAGUCUUCCGCCAUAAAAUCUCACCUUCUUUGAACCGAGUCAAAACGAGUACUCUCGAAGGGAAAGUCCAGAGGAAUAAAUUGAGCCUUCAGGGUACAAAAUCCAGCGGUUAUGCCCAUUUCUGAAAUACACACUUAAAUCGGCGUGAAGUUGUAAUGAAAAUAAAUAUAUAAACAAAUAAAAUGCAUUGUCACGUCUAGAGACCUCUUCCAUCCUGUCCAUCUGGGGUAGGUGAAUGGGAACAAUAAUGGAUAACCCCAAUACUGGCAUACAAUUUCUCCUGAUUGAUCUCCAACCAAACAUUCCUGAAAGAAUUAAUCGAGAUAAUUUGAUAAAUUCUCCUACCUUUUAAUAUCUAAUGAUUAUGUAUUUGUAUUUUAGGAGAAGAUUGAUUUUGGUCAAUCUUGGGAUUCAAAGGGUUACUUGUGUAGAGUUUAUGAGAAGCUUGUUUAUAGGAGGAUGUCACUGAUGCCGUCAUCUUUCUUUUUUUUAUGCUAGGAGCCAUUGGUCUUUUGUUCAUUUCCUCAGCUGUUACCAUGUCUGUACCAUUUUGUAUGGGAAAGAUCAUUGACAUCAUUUAUACAUCAAGUCAAAAUCCUGCACAAAUGGUGGAUACACUGACAUAUGUCUGUAAAAUCUUGUGUGGAGUUUUCCUUUUGGGAGGAACAGCUAACUUUGGAAGAGUGUACCUUAUCCAAAUUUCUGGUAAGAAACUCAAAGUCUCUUCUCUGUCAGUCUUUUGACCCUUGUCAGUAUAGUUUGUAGUCUCCUUUUCAGCCAUGUGACCCUAAAAACAGCUGCAAUGUCAACUAUAAAAUAGUUGGUUGCCUUAUGUAAAAUUCUCUAAACUUCUCCAGGCCAAAAAAUCAUCAAGAGACUGCGUGAAAGACUGUUCAGUUCCAUACUUAGACAAGAAACAGCCUUUUUUGAUCGAACAAGGACAGGAGAGCUGAUCAAUCGUUUGUCAGCUGACACCAUCUUGGUGGGAAAGGCUGUCACAGACAAUGUAUCAGAUGGACUGAGAGCUGUUGCGCAGUCUCUGGCAGGAGUAUCCAUGAUGGUGAGUUCAUUAAAUCUUCAGUGAAAACCAUUAUUUUGUUGUCAUUUUGCAUCGACUAAGGGACAGGGUUCAUAAAGAAGUACAUGGGGUCCUUACUUAAACUACGAUGGUGACAGCAAUGGGAUCAUCAAAAAAUCAAUAGGUUUAAAGAGCAAAAUAACAACUCUGCAUGUGCAUCACACUUUUUUGUAAAUUUCUUUGCCAUCCUAGCUCGACAUAUGAUGGAAAAGACCAAAUUUUAAAUUUUAAUUAAACUUGAGAACAUGAAUGGCAAUGCAAUAAAUUCUAUCAUCUCUGUGUGAAAUCGAGCAUUGUCCCUGCUCUUCAGCUCCAACCUAAAUUCCCCUUUAAGUAACAAGGACUUGGUACAAAAAAAGUUUGAAUAGGAUGCAAAGUCUAUUUUUCAGCAGCAUUUUCAUGGAAGUCGCAGCUGUUGGAUCAUAACGUCCCUAAUAGUAACAUAACAAGAGUUAAUUCAUUCGCUGCUUUAGAAAUGAGAAAGGGCAUAGAGCCAAAAUGUGUCCCACAAUUGUUUUUGGGAUUGUUAUUGUGGACACGCUGGUCAGCUGUUGGCCAUUUUUUUUUCCCCAUUCCCAGUAGCAGUCCGAGAAGUCUUUGUAAACCUUAAUUUGGACCAGUCCCUCAUCUCGUUUCUAAAGUGGUGAAUUAAGGGAGCAUAUUUUUUUCAACUUUUAGUUUUAUGUCUGCCCCAAGCUGGCUAGCAUUGUUCUUGGAAUUGUACCUCCUGUUGCAAUAGCCAUUGUCAUGUACGGUCGCUAUCUUCGCAGUAUCACCAAGAAAACACAGGACUCUUUGGCACAGUCAACACAAGUACUAGUUUGCACUAAAUUGCAUUUUAUACAUUAAUAACAAGUAUCAUACAGAAAAUAAUGAAUUAUAAUAGUAAUAAUAAUAAUAAUAAUUAAUUUUUAAUAGUAAUAUGACUCCAACGCAGGAAGACAGGCAACAUGAGAUGAUUGUAUAUUUGGCCCCUGGCAACACAAACAAUUUGGAAGUGGCUCUUGGAAUAAAUUGAAGUUCAGAUUUUCCAGUGCACAGUGUAUCCCCUUUGAUAGUUCUGAACUUCUGGUUAUUCAAAGGUCUCGUACAAUACUGCACUGAGCUGCUUUUUUGUUGCUGUAUGUUGAUUGAAGAACAAAGCAAUUGGUAAUUCAGUAUUUUGUAGGGGUAAAGAGUCUCCUGUUUGGUCAGCAAUUUAUUAAUCUAAUAUCUUGGUGUGGUUCAAUCUUGCCCUUGAUUUAUAUUAUACAAUUAACAACUGAACCACAACACAAACAUGUACAAAAUUUGGAAAAGGCAACUGAUUUAUUUCAAAUAAGAAAUGAAAUACCGUAUUUAUUCGAUUAACCGCCCUGGGCGCUUAUUAAAUUUUUGGACCUUGAGAGUGGGCGCUUAUUAGAGGUGGGCGCUUAUUAGAGGUGGGCGCUUAUUUGAGGCUGGGCGCUUAUUACAUUUUCACCAUUUUAAGCAAGUGAAGUAUGUUUAUUUUGUUAUUAGCAUUUAAUGCUAAUAACAAAACACGAAGAAGUAACAAAGCAAGGUUUCUGUGAAAUACUCUGAAGAAAACUCCGUCCUCGGGGAAGUCUCUUAUUAGAAUUUAUUCACUCAAGUGGGUGGGGUGGGGGUGAGCGGUUAUUUGAGUUUGAUUGGGAGGAGGAGGGGGUGGGCGCUUAUUCAAGGCUGGGCGCUUAUUAACUUUUUUGGCCUUUAGGGUGGGCUCUUAUUCGAGGUGGGCGCUAAUUCGAGGUUGGGCGCUUAUUCGAAUAAAUACGGUAAACAUUAAUUCAUUAUUUGUUGAAAAUGUUUUACGCUUAUGUUAAUUUUUAGGUUGCAGAGGAGAGAAUCAGCAACAUACGAACUGUACGGGCAUUUGGACAAGAACUGAAAGAGAUCAAGAUGUAAUGAGUUUUUUGUCACAUUUUAAUUAAUGCAAAGAACGACUUGUAGUUUCUUUGUACCACACCACUGGCCUGAUCUCAUUUAAAGUUAGUCCUUUUUGUUAUUAGUAAUACAAAUACAUGACAAAAAUAUUUAAAAGGAUGAGGAGAGAAGCAUGUUAUAUUUGAUUUCAUUAAUUAUUUGUUUUUAGGUAUGCAGACAGUGUGCUUGAUGUUUUUAAACUUGCUAAGAAGGAAGCUGUUGCAAGAGCAAUAUUCUUUGGAUUUGUAAGUUGUUUAUUUGCAAUUAGCCUGUCCAUCCCUUCUUCUCCUGCCUAGGGUUGUGGAUAAGGAAAUAUCCAUACAAUAAAAACCAAUUAUUGUCACUGGAGUGUUAGUAUGGUCCUAGGGAUCAAGGAUGUUCAAGCAGCUGUGCCCAUCCCCAGGUUGGUCCCCUAAAGGGGUUUAAUUCUAAUUUUCUGAUUAACAUGCCCGUCCUGAUUAUCCGGGAUAGUCCCCCCCUCCCCCAUGAGAAAAGAGGGUUGAUGUAAAAUUAAUAUGGUACUACCCCCAGAAAACGUUGCUAUGUGUGGUUGAAAAAGUGUGACAUUUUGUUUGAUUUCAGACAGGACUGUCUGGUAAUGUUAUAAUGCUGGCAGUGUUGUACAGUGGUGGAAUGAUGAUGACAGAUGCACAAAUCACUGUUGGUGAUCUUACAUCUUUUCUACUCUAUGCCGGGUUUGUUGGCAUAUCUUUUGGAGGUAAAUCAAAAUUUGACAAUUUCAACAAUUUCCUAUAGGACCUCAUUAAUGUUUUGAAUUAGGCUGGGAUUCCUAGAUUCUUUUUAAUGUUUGGGUUUCAGACUUAAAGGUUAUCCUCUUUAAUACUACAUAAUUUUUUUGUGUUUUAUUUUUCCAUUUUCUUCUGAGUAGAGCAGUUGAAAAGUGAUAAUAAUAAUAAUAUUACGAUACAAAUGGAAAAGGGCAUGAUACAGUGAAACUAAAAUUAUUUCCUCUUUUAGGUAAGACAGUGUAUUCAGGAUAAAGAGUAAAAUAAUAUAAAAGAUAGGAAAUGGGAAAUUUGUAUGCUGCAUAUUUAUCCAGGGGUGAUUCGAUUCAGUUUGUAGAAAAAGUCUGACAUGUGAUCUCUCAAAGAGACCUCUCCAGCAGCAUUUUGCUCAUUUAUACUAUCUGUCUAUCUGCUUUCUUUUUUAUUGUGUAUAUGUUUUAACUUUUAUAUACAGUGGAACCUCUACGACCAAGGCCCAAAGGAUUGGCAUAAUUUGUUAUAUAUUGUACUAUUUCUGGGACAAAGAAUAUCUUUGUUAUACUUAGGAAUAUGUUGUAUAGAGGUUCGUCAUUUGGGGUUCCACCGUAUUCACCUAUUCACUCCUGUGAAAUUUUUCUAAAACUAUGUAAAUAAGUUCUGUUAGUAUAUGACAUAAUGCGUCACUGAUAUGGCUGUAUAUAAUAUGCCCUUUCCUGCAGGCCUCAGCUCCUUUUACUCAGAACUCAUGAAAGGGAUUGGCGCAAGUGGUAGACUGUGGCAGUUAAUUGACAGGACUCCCACCAUUCCUCUGUCAGGUGAUUAAAAAACUGACUUCUGACCUUCUGUCUGUUUUAAAGGGCCUGUGUCACUGCAGCUUCAUCCAUUUUGUCUAGUUAGACCAGUUACAGUGAAACUUGAAAACAAUGAAAAUUUAAGCCAAAGAAUUAGUUGUAAAUGAUAAAUCACAAAUUCACAACAAACACAUAGUUGCCUACUGAACAUCAGUUUGUUUUGAAGUAUUUUCAACAGGAAAAAAAUUAUAGCCUUUGUAUUCUCUCUCUGUUUUAUACAUCCUUCCCUUUUUUUCACAAGAUGGGAUAUGUACGUAUAAUCCUUUCUUAGUAUAAAAGAAUAAUGCCUUAGACGUUUCAGCACAUUGUCUUCAAGAUCAAAGGUACUAAAAUCACCUACAAGCCUGUAUACAGCUGCCUCUGCCUAGAGGGAAGAGGGCAACUGUACAUAGGCUAAAAAUCACCAUUCUUUUAAACAGCACAGACCUGUAUGUUUCCCCUUAUUUAUAUUUUUAUUCCUUUAUCUAUUAGGGGAUUAGUCCCGCCAAAUAAAAUUUAAUAUUGUUUUGUGGUCCUGAGUACUCUUGGAUUAAUAACCAAGGGCUGGCCUAGCCUGCACCAUCGAUGAAACUAAUCUCUGGUUACUAACCAGGGUUAGAUUACGUCUGUGACGCAGGUUACCAUGGUGAACCUGAUGCUGUAUUGUUCAUUCUCAUUAGCAUUAAAUUCGUUUCAUGUAAAGUUUAACAUUUGACCCUGGCCUAACAUUCCUAUCAUGUGUUUAGGAGGCUUACGACCAGACAUCCAUGACUUAAACAGGGGGAUCCUGUUUAACAACGUCCAUUUUUCUUACCCAUCUCGGUCUGACAUGCCAAUCUUCCAUGGACUCAACUUGGAGGUUCCUGCAGGAUCGGUCACAGCAGUGGUUGGACCGAGUGGGUCUGGAAAGAGUACACUGGGGUCAUUACUUCUUCGCCUGUAUGACCCGGAUCAGGGUCAGGUGAUCGUUGGAGGGCAUGACGUAAAAACUCUCUCACCUGAUUGGCUUAGAGGUGCUGUGGGAACAGUUCAUCAGGUGAAUGAAUAGGCUAUUUCCAAUUUGCCCCAAGCCUCAGUUUCAGAGCGAGGCUAAGUGCGGAGCCAUUUUGCCUGUACACAGACGUUGUUUUCUCUUUCAAUUUGACAAUCGGUGAGCACACAAGUGAUGCAAGCACGCAAAAACGAGCGCAGAUCGAGAGGAAAAAAAACUAUCUAAAUAUCUAUUUUCUUCCUCCCCAACCCCUACCCCCUUGAGCUAGUGGUUAGUAAAUCCCCCGCGGUUUUACAUUCUUACCCGCACUCAACGGUUACUAAAGGGAAAAUAGGGCAAUUGAUAAGAAAGUGAUUUUUUACUCUAAAGCAAAUGAAACCCAUUUUCACAAGGAAGGUUUUGCACUUGAAAGUUUUGAACGUGAGAGUUACUGGAACUCGGACAUGGUCUAUUUUCCUUUGGUUUCCAAAGUGGACAAAAAAUUUUUUCAUACUUCUACUUUUCAGACCGUUUCAAAGAGAAAACUUAUCAAAAUGUUUUAAAAUUUUUCUUUUCCUUCAAGGAACCAAUUCUGUUCUCAUCUUCCGUUGCGGAUAACAUUGCAUAUGGUGCAGCCACAGGUCAACAAGUCAGCCAGGAUGAUAUUGAGGACGCUGCUGUACAAGCCAAUGCUUAUAGCUUUAUCAAGAGCUUCCCUAAAGGAUUUGAUACUGUUGUGGGAGAAAGAGGACAAAUGCUUUCAGGUUAUAUUCAUAGAAUAGGGUUGAAUUCACCACAAGCAACCAUGCACCUCAAAAUGAUUAAAUCAAUCAGUCUUGCCCCUCCCCUAACCCAACGUUUUGCAUUUUUUUGGUAAGCAGUGAGGUAGUGUUAAUAUUGUGAUGGGGUAGGGUAGGGACAAGCUUUACACACUGUAAAUCCAUUUUCUACUAUUUACUUUGACCGUGCAAAAUGGGAGGGGUGAGUCAGGGGGACUCUCUAAAAAUAUGCUUAUGGUGACUGGUAUUUUUGGUUGUUGGGGAGGGGGCAGGGGUGGAAAGCAACAACUUAUAUCAUGUAAAAGUACUUCCAAAGAAAGAGGUUAUAUCCUACCCCUCCCCUAACCCAACUUUUUGCAUUUUUUUAGUAAGCAGUGAGGUAGUGUUAAUAUUGUGAUGGGGUAGGGUAGGGACAAGCUUUACACACUGUAAAUCCAUUUUCUACUAUUUACUUUGACCGUGCAAAAUGGGAGGGGUGAGUCAGGGGGACUCUCUAAAAAUAUGCUUAUGGUGACUGGUAUUUUUGGUUGUUGGGGAGGGGGCAGGGGUGGAAAGCAACAACUUAUAUCAUGUAAAAGUACUUCCAAAGAAAGAGGUUAUAUCCUACCCCUCCCCUAACCCAACUUUUUGCAUUUUUUUAGUAAGCAGUGAGGUAGUGUUAAUAUUGUGAUGGGGUAGGGUAGGGACAAGCUUUACACACUGUAAAUCCAUUUUCUACUAUUUACUUUGACCGUGCAAAACGGGAGGGGUGAGUCAGGGGGACUCUCUAAAAAUAUGCUUAUGGUGACUGGUAUUUUUGGUUGUUGGGGAGGGGGUGGGGUUGGAAAGCAACAACUAAUGUCAUGUAAAAGUACUUCCAAAGAAAGAGGUUUUUUGUGAUUAGUCAGACUAUUGGAUUCAAACAAAAAUGAGAACCACAAUGACAUACUAAAUAAAUAGUACUACAGCUGUAUGUGAAAGAUCGCCUAAAGAGCGUACACCAUAGGUUAAGGUUUUCCAUUCAAAUUGGCAAACGGUAGAAUUGCGCGUUAUGUCCUAUAAUUAAUCUUGCUUUGAAAUUAAAGUAACGAAUCUAAAUCUACUUUUGCUUGUGUUUUAUACCCUGCAGGAGGUCAAAGACAGCGAAUUGCAAUUGCAAGAGCAAUUCUGAAGGUUAGUGAAGCUGUUCUUAUUUACUGGUCAAAUGUCAGUAAUCUUUCAAACCGUGAUAGACAUGGAGAUUCUCCAGAGCGGUCUCCAUACAUUUGCUUACAGAAUUAGAUGAGAGAAUUUGUGUAAAAAUCAAACAUUUUCAUUUAGUUGAUCAUUUUAUCACUUCUCAUAACUCUUCUCUUGAUAAUUUAUUAAUAUUGUUAGGUAUAAAAAUUGAUGCUCAUCACUAUUAAGAAAUUUAUGUAGGUUGCUUGCGGGCUCUCGAGUACAGGGCAAAGACAAGGCGAGAAAACAUAAGGAGGGAGGGGAGGGUGGAGUACCUGGGUAUAUCAGCGUACUGAAAACAAGUUCACUCGAAACUGUCUUUCUUUAAUUACUUAGAACAACAUAUUUUGUUUGGGAAAUGUUUAUGUUUUAAAAUCAAUCUCUUUUCCCCUUAGAAUCCAUCCAUCCUUCUCCUUGACGAAGCAACAAGGUAAUUGGGUCAUGCUAUUGAAAAGUAGAUUUGCUACAGCUGAUUUACCUAACUUAUAGCUAGUGAUUUAGCCAGUUAAAAGCGUUAUGAUUUUGAACAGCCAGGGCCUAACAGCAACUGCGCCCUCACUGAGAUGUUCUAGAGUUUAUAACGGACAAGAGGCUCUUUGUUACUCGUUGCGAAUAUCGCACCCUUCACGUUCAACUUUUGAGUGACAAGUGACUCAAAUGGCGUACUUACGUCAAAGCAAAGAAAUGAAUUGCAAGUCAGAGAUACGGAAAAAGAUAUUUGAAAUUCAUGCAUUAGAUACGUAGUUUUACGUAUGAGAAGAGCCCUUUUUGAAUAUCUGCCUCCUUAGUGUCAGACAAUGCGGUUUUCCUUGCUACCGAACUUAAGUGUUCAGUCGAGCCUCACCGCACAAAAUCUGCCAAACAAAGCUGAUUCAAACAGGCCUUCUCUUUCGUACGUAAAUCAUUAUUUAGGUGCGGCGCGUGAUGUGCUCGGUUUUAAACGAGGCUGAGUCAAUGUUCAUUUUCUUGUAGUGCUUUGGAUGCCGAAAGUGAGCACCUUGUUCAGGAAGCUCUUGAAAGACUUAUGAAGGGUCGAACGGUCAUCACUAUUGCUCAUCGGCUCUCGACCAUCAAAAAUGCUGACAACAUUGUGGUUUUAAACGAUGGACAAAUUGCCGAAGCUGGUUCUUAUGCUUAUUUGAUGGGCAAUCCGGAUGGUUUGUUCAGGAAAUUGGUCGAAAAGCAAACUAUUGGACUUCAAUAAAAACAGUAUAGGUCUCUAUCCAUUAAACUAGUUUAGGAUGCAGCUUAAUGAGGUUACCCGCAAGGCAGGCUUUGAAAAAGGUUGGGAAAAAGGGAAAAAGAGAGGAGCGGGAAACGCACUCCU